Messenger RNA from Peronospora matthiolae, 555 nucleotides. NCBI's taxonomy places the organism in Eukaryota, Oomycota, Peronosporomycetes, Peronosporales, Peronosporaceae. The record is from the annotation of a GenBank genome assembly.
AUGGUUUCGAAAACCACGCGAGCUGCUACUGCAGCAGCAAGAAGGGCGGCUGAACGCAUGCGUGCGGCCGCGGAAAGUGCCUCUUACAUUUCAGCAACAGGCGAUUCGUCGCCUGUUAUUGUGAGCAGUCCACUUGGUGAGUCACCACGUGCGACAGGUACAUCCGCUGCGUCUGCAGCGGAUACCACGAGCCGUAAUCAAGACGAGUCUGAGAUAGAGCUCAUCCAUUCUGGCGAGUCGGAUGAUGCACCCGACUCGAAGGCGACUCCUCACGCCUCCGGGUCACCCGAAGCAGACACUGCAAGAGCCAGAUUGACUGGCUCUGGUCAACGUGGCGGCAUCACGUCCGAGAUCUUCGGAUCGAGUGAUUAUUCGGACGAAUCUCCGCCUCACGCAAGUCCAUCCAACGAUAGGACGCGUGGGGAUGGUGGUGAUGCACCUAUACAUCACCACAAACGAAGUAGCUCGAUGGAUCGGGGUAUCAAUGGUGUUAGCGCUCACGCUGGCACCAAUCAAGAGGCUAGGGACCGAAAUGUCCUGCGCCACGCUCCUUAA